Molecule: messenger RNA, 657 nt
Organism: Diatraea saccharalis (sugarcane borer)
Lineage: Eukaryota; Metazoa; Arthropoda; Insecta; Lepidoptera; Crambidae
Source: the annotation of a GenBank genome assembly
GUCACUUGUAUAAAAAAAAUUAAACAGCUGCUUUGCGUUGUGUCACUUGUGUCAGUCAGUUGUAAUUUCUUGUAAAUCUUGUGUUUAUGAUAUUUUUACCAAUUUUUGUUGAGAUUAUUAGGAUUUAAACUGAUAUAAAGGACAUUUUGUGGACAGAUGACGUUUGGUAAAGAUUCUACCUUGAAUUGGAACACCUGUUUUGAGAGCAAUGGCAAUUAUUUCUUUAAAAAUAUGACGGAAAAUAGGAAACGAUCUCGAGAAGAUGACACCUGUGAAUUUAUGCCGUUGUCGAAGCGAAUUAAUAAUCUUCAUAUAAAUAACAAUCUUGGCACUACAAGUUUACCACAAAACACCAAUUCUAGUCAAGUCAAUGGAAUUAACAUGGAAUCUGGUAUUUCAUCUCCCAGUUCUUCAUCAGACUCUGAUAGAAGACCUAGCUAUGAUCCUGGCAUAAAUUCUUCUCAGAGCAAUUAUUAUUAUGAUAAUAAACUACUAUUUGAAUUACAUUUGGAAAGAAUACAAAGAUCUGGACAGCAAUAUCCAUUUUAGAUGUACUCUAGUUGUAAGUCCUGUGUACCUUUAUAUUAUUAAUGUGCCCACUGUAUUAGAGUGUAUUAAAUUACUAAUUUAUAUUGAAAAAUAAAUGAGGAUUUAAAA